UGAGUCUCGCUGCGUGCGUCUAUAACUUUGUGUUGCUUGCUGCUGGUGGUGGUUAGGAGAAGGAAUGUGGAAGUCAGUAGAGUGCAGGGUGACAGGCUGGUCGGGCGAGCUGCAGCAGCAGCAUUAUUUCUCCCUGGCAGAUCAUUUGCUUUUCCCCUUCUGUUUACAGAGGUGUCGUACGGUUUUUUGCUUUCUCCUCCUUUGCCUUUAAAGGGAAGGCGACUAGAAGCUGAAGACGCAGCAGCAGGAGAAUCAGGAAACCAUGCACCAGCGCUGCUUUUUCCUCCUGUGAAUCUGGAUCUUUAUUUUUGCUGGAGAGGGUAGAGGUUGCUGCUGGUUCUUCCCCUUCCCUCCUUCCUCGGCCGAUGUGUCUUUCUCUGUCUCUUUUGCCAGUGUUUUUUAAAUGACUUGAGCGAAGGGGGGAAAACUGUCAAGAUGGCAGCAGCAGGAGCAAGGAGGUUAUGAAUGUGGUGUUGAUGCUGGAACAAAACCCAUCCUCUUGGCAGCCCUACGGAGGGCUUAAAGCUUCUGGACCUGUUGGAAGACUGGUGAUUUGAUUUGUUUUUGUUUUGCUUUCCUCGCAAGAAGGGUAAAAAAUCCAGUGGUGUUUUCUUCCCCGUUCGGUUGGUUGUGAAAUUUAGUUUUGUAUAUAUAGAUCUAUAUAUUUUUUGGAAAGUGGAAUGCAUAACUACGGCAAAUGCUAGUGUGCAAUUGGAGGUACAUUAAGACUUCAGCUCCCUUUGGGGCGUUUUGAAGGAGGAAAAAGUCAUCAAUGUAAUGUGAAGGACCCCUCUCUCUUUUCCCCGGACAGAGAGAGAGAAAAAGGAAAAGGUCUACCAGAGCAGCCGGGAGCAGGCUUGGUGGUGUUGGAGGGGUCUCUCUCCGAUGGAUACAGCGUGAUUGCCAGUGGAGCACUUCUGCAGCUGCAUGGAGUGAAACAUAAACAAACACACACGACUGAGCUGCACCAACUCCACUGCGUUUGGGCUGCUGUUGGCGCCGUCCCCCCACCCAUCUGGUUCCAGAGGCGCAUCUGGAACCUCUGGCCUCGCCUGAUCCCUUAUUGAUCGCCUUGUGAUUAUUAGUAGUAUUUUGUGUGUGUGUGUGCACUGUCUGCUGGGAGAGGGGGCGGGGGAAGGCAGAAGGCUGCAGGACUUUAAUGGAGAGUGGCAUGUUCACUCGCUCCCCCCUGCCUGGUAGGCACUGAUCCGCAGCGGCAGGAGGAGGACUGGGGUCCGGACCUGUCUAUCCCAUCGCAGCACCAGGAGCAGUAGCAGCGGGAGGAGGGGAAGCCAAGAUGGCAGAGGCGUCUCCCCCUGCCCCCCUCUCCCCUCUGGACGUGGAGCUGGACCCCGAGUUCGAGCCCCAGAGCCGGCCCCGCUCCUGCACUUGGCCCCUACAAAGGCCUGAGUUGCAGGCGAGCCCGGCCAAGCCCUCGGGGGAAGCGGCCGCGGACGCCGCCUCCAUGAUCCCCGAGGAGGAGGACGACGAGGAGGAAGGGGGCAGCUCGCCCAUGGCCAUCGGCAGUGCCGUCCCCGGCGGAGGGGAAGCGCUGGCUCCGGAGGAGGCGGCCCGGCUGCUGACCCCGCUGUCCGGGGUCGGGACGGAGGGCUCGGGCCAGGCCCCCGGGGCAGCGGCGGCUGGGGGCAGCGGGCUGAGUGGGGGGCAGCCGGCGGCGGCGCCGCGGAAAUGCUCGUCCCGGCGGAACGCGUGGGGCAACCUGUCCUACGCCGACCUGAUCACCCGCGCCAUCGAGAGCGCCCCGGACAAGCGGCUCACCCUGUCCCAGAUCUACGACUGGAUGGUGCGCUGCGUGCCCUACUUCAAGGAUAAGGGCGACAGCAACAGCUCGGCCGGCUGGAAGGUCUUUUUCUUGCCUUGCAUCUUUUCUUGGUCUGUGAAGAUGUUUACUCUAAGAAUAGGCAGUGGCACCCUCUGGCUUUUGCUGUCUACACAGCUUCAAUCGGUCCUGCUGAUACAGAGUCCUUGUAACUCAAUCCGGCAUAAUUUGUCACUUCACAGUCGAUUCAUCAGGGUACAGAAUGAAGGAACUGGGAAAAGCUCUUGGUGGAUGAUUAAUCCAGAUGGUGGAAAAGGUGGGAAGCCCCCACGGAGACGCGCUGUUUCAAUGGACAAUAGCAACAAAUACACAAAGAGCAGAGGCCGAGCAGCUAAGAAAAAGGCAGCCCUGCAAGCUGCACAAGAAGCUACCGAGGACAGCCCGUCUCAACUUUCCAAGUGGCCAGGGAGCCCAACUUCUCGCAGCAGUGAUGAGAUGGAUGCUUGGACAGAUUUCCGCUCUCGUACAAAUUCAAAUGCCAGUACAAUAAGUGGCCGUUUGUCACCGAUAUUGGCGAGUACCGAACUAGAUGACGUUCAGGAUGAUGAUGCUCCACUUUCUCCAAUGCUGUACAAUAGUCCAUCAAGCAUGUCCCCAUCGGUAAAUAAACCAUGUACUGUUGAGUUGCCUAGGUUGACUGAUAUGGCAGGCACAAUGAACUUGAAUGAUGGACUGACAGAUAACCUCAUCAUGGAUGAUCUUUUGGACAAUAUAACGCUCCCCUCUCCCCAGCAGUCACCAUCAGGGGGGCUCAUGCAAAGAAGCUCCAGUUUUCCAUAUGGUUCCAAAGGUUCCGGACUUGGUUCUCCAUCAAGUAAUUUCAACAGUGCUGUGUUUGGACCAUCAUCUCUGAAUUCCCUUCGUCAGUCUCCCAUGCAGACCAUUCAAGAGAACAAGCAAGCUACCUUUUCUUCCAUUUCUCAUUAUAACAACCAGACGCUGCAGGAUCUGCUGGCAUCUGAGUCACUUAGUCACAGUGAUGUCAUGAUGACGCAGUCUGAUCCACUCAUGUCUCAAGCCAGCACUGCUGUGUCUGCCCAGAAUUCACGCAGGAGUAUCAUGCUUCGUAGUGAUCCAAUGAUGUCAUUUGCUGCUCAGUCCAACCAGGGAAGUUUGGUCAAUCAGAACCUGCUCCACCACCAGCAUCAAUCUCAGAAUUCUUCUCUUGGUGGCAGUCGUGCCUUGUCAAAUUCCAUCAGUAACAUGGGCUUAAAUGAUACGAACAACUUAGGGUCAGCCAAACACCAGCAGCAGUCACCCAUCAAUCAGUCUAUGCAAACCCUUUCUGACUCACUCUCAGGCUCUUCUUUGUAUUCCACUAGUGUGAACCUUCCAGUCAUGGGGCAUGAUAAAUUCCCAAGCGAUUUGGACCUGGAUAUUUUCAAUGGAAGCUUGGAAUGUGACAUGGAGUCCAUUAUCCGCAGUGAACUCAUGGAUGCAGAUGGGUUGGAUUUUAACUUCGAUUCCCUCAUCUCAGCUCAGAACGUUGUCAGUCUGAAUGUGGGGAGCUUCACUGGUGCUAAGCAGGCUUCGUCACAGAGUUGGGUGCCAGGCUGAAGGAUCCUUGAGAAAAGGGGAAAUGGGCAAAGCAGGCCCUUAAACUGACAUGAGACCUAAAGAGAGAACCCUUUGCCAAAUCUGCUGUCAGCAAGUGGACAGUGAUACCGUUUACAGCUUAUGAUCUUUGUGAACCCUGCAUUAUUUUCCUAAUGAAGCAGAGACUGUUAAUGGGCCCCUUAUCCAAGCGAAGAGCCUCCUUUUUCGGAAUUGAACUCGUUCUAAAGUAUGCAAAAUCUUCCUUUUAUGGGAUGGUCAAGCACCUACUGUGGAGACAAUGUUCAGCGCCAUCCUGUUGAGAACACACUGUGUAGCCUUUACCGUAGUUAUUUGUCAAUGAGUAUGUGGUGUUUCGAUAUAUUAAUGGUUUAUGGGUUAUUUUAAUUUGGCUUCUAUUUUGGGGGGUUUCCCCAUCUCACCCCUCUAACCUUCAGUUUGUUUGUUUUUUUAAAGAUGUUUUAACCAUUUUCUCUUUCUCUCCUUGUGCAUCUGAAAUACAGUGUAUGCACAAUGAAAGGCUAUACUAAUUACCAUUACCCAACAUAGCUUCAGACAUCAGCACUACCUGAGUAUGUAGCAUUCAUUACACCAAGCAACUGACUGAAGUCCAGAGAGAGAUGGCUUGUGGGUUUUGUUUUUGUUUUUUGACUUUUUUUCAAAUCUUUUCUUCAAUUUAAUGGUACAUACCUUGUUUUUCCAUAAACAUCAAGCCAGAGUUGAUUACAUAACAAGAGAAACUAGCAAGGUUGCUAGUUGCCAGUCCUGUCCAGUGUUUGUAAGGACUGAGUGAGGGUGCCAUUUCAUAGUGUUUACUGAUUCAGCACCUGAUUGAUUUGAUCGAUCUCACCUAUUGCAUUAUGUUAGCAGAGCUGCCCUAAUGGUUGCAGUGAAUAGAAUUAGUCUGCCUCAGCAGUUUGGAAACUGGUUGAUCUUAAAACAAGUAAUAAGAUAAGCUGUCCACCCAACACAGGUUGAAUGUAACCACUUGUAAGGAAAUGGUUUAAAAAGGAAAGGGAAGUAAAAUAUAUGACAUUGCAGAAAAGAUAACUUACAGUAUAUGCAUCAACAGUGACUUACAGUAGAGUCAUCAGAAGUUCAAAUGCAGAUCACUGCAGGGUAAGUUAUUACAUCAGUGAUUUUUCUUACAUACAUAUCCUUGAUUAUUUUUUCCUUCUCACUAUGCGUAACCCAAUCUGAAAAAAAGAAGCUGUAGAGGGAAAGGCAAGAAAGUAAUGCUAUACAAACGGCUUUUCAUAUAAGCUUAGAUAGUAACUGGAUAAAUGACACUGAAAGACAAGGCAGUUUUAUAUGUUUUGCUUAUAUGGGUUUCUUUUGUAAAAUGAAUAACAAUGAAUGAAUAAUAAUGAAUAAAAGGUAUGGUGCUGCUGUAUAGAUUCUCUCUAUAAUCUGGAAAGCUUGAUUACUUUUUAUUACUAUUUUUUGGGGGGGGGAGGAAAAAGAGGAGGAAACACCAAUGGUACAUAAGAACUUGGUAUGAAGACGCUCUGAAUAGGACAGUGUAUACAUACUUCUCCAAAGUGAUAUAUGAAGACUUUUUUCUUUGCAUAAAAGCAUUAUGCAUAUAAAUAUAUAAAUAUAUUUUAUUAUGUACAGAAAUGGAUCAUUAUGCAUGGAUGUUAGGAAAACAAGCUAGCAUUUUAACCCAAAGUUUCAGUGCAUGAGUUCCCACUGACACAUGUACCAUGCAAUGUAGAGUGACUCCCUUUCGCCACCACCCAACAUGCACGCAUACACACACACAAACUCACACACACAUUUGUGGGCCCCAUCUUGCUCCUUACUUUCCAGUUCCCUGAAGUAAUAUUGGUGAAAUAACAGCUCCUAGUGUGAUGGAAAAUUUGUUUUGUAUUGUAACCUCCUCAUGCUUGUGCUGUUCUAUUUUAUAGAUGAACCUGUUGAUUUCAUCCUGCCCUUUACUGAAUAUGUAAACUCUGUGCAGUUGUGAUUAUAGUAGACCCAUAGCAUAUCAAGCAGCUAAGAGUUUAUCAUUUUCAUUAAAUGAAACAACAUUUUUUUAAAUUAAGGUGGUCUAUUUAUCAAUGGCAGGGACUAGUUUAUUGUUUUUUUCUUUAUCAUCAGAAUUAGUUGAUGAUUCACAUUACUGAUCUUCCCAUUUGAGGUGAUAUUUCGGGUAACCAGCUACCCAGUACGAUAAUGGUGUACAGCAGUCAUCUGUUUUAGGGGUCAGUUCACUUACAGGAGUCCAGAUGCAGGCACCUUUUACCAAAGUUAGUAAAGAGCUUUAUUGCAAGCCUUCACUGUACUCGGUGUGUAUAACAGUAUCUGUCAGGUUUUUGGUACAUCAUUAAAUGUGAAUUAAACUGA
Molecule: messenger RNA, 5743 nt
Organism: Chrysemys picta bellii (western painted turtle)
Lineage: Eukaryota; Metazoa; Chordata; Testudines; Emydidae
Gene: FOXO3
Product: forkhead box O3
Biological process (GO): regulation of transcription by RNA polymerase II
Cellular component (GO): mitochondrial matrix; nucleus
Molecular function (GO): DNA-binding transcription factor activity, RNA polymerase II-specific; RNA polymerase II cis-regulatory region sequence-specific DNA binding
Source: RefSeq, a predicted model, not a curated record